Molecule: messenger RNA, 653 nt
Organism: Macrobrachium nipponense
Lineage: Eukaryota; Metazoa; Arthropoda; Malacostraca; Decapoda; Palaemonidae
Product: pupal cuticle protein 27-like
Exons: 3
Coding region: 45-614 (189 amino acids)
Cellular component (GO): chitin-based extracellular matrix
Molecular function (GO): structural constituent of chitin-based larval cuticle
Source: RefSeq, a predicted model, not a curated record
UUAGACGGAUUUGUUAUCAUAAAUUCAACGCUGCAGCAUCCAGCAUGAAGCUUGUAACCAUCGUCACUACCUUAGCUUUGGCGGCAGCAAUUCCUCAGCGAGGCUACGUCAUUCCUGACUCCGCCUCGCGCCUUGCACCUGCUUCUGUGUCUGGUAGGGUGACAGCUGUCGGGGGAAAUGCACCUCCAGUGGGUGUCUUGAGAGAUCACCGCCUGCAGGACGAUCGAGGUCGAUACAGCGUCGAGUUUGAAGCCGAAAACGGCGUUGCUUUCGCCCAAGCUGGAUCUCCUGAAGGCGUCAAUGGAGCUGUCAUGAAGGUCGGACGAUAUUCAUACACCGCUCCCGACGGCACUUUAGUCGAAGUCAAGUACGUUGCUGACGAGAACGGCUUCCAGCCCCAGUCCGACCUCCUGCCGGUGGCUCCCGAAUUCCUCCACCCAAUCCCCCAGUUCGUCCUGGACCAGAUCGCCUUCGCAGCUCAAGAGGAUGCUGUUCGAGCUCGGGAGGAGGCUGCUAGCUUCCGGUCCUCAGAGAGACAUAAUAAUCCGCCAAUCUUCGAUUUCAGGGGCUCAGCGUCGUCUCCCGUCCUAUCUCGCUCAUAUGGUCUGCCGUAGAUAUUGCGUUUGUUUUCUCUCUACCUGACGAUUCGUGGA